AUGUGGUUGCUGAUAUUGUUGGUGAACUUUGUAAUUAUGGCUGCUGGAACAUACUGGUACCUGUUUGGAAGACCAAGUCCAUUUACACUGGAAUCAGUAAGACCACCAGGACCUUAUGAGAUGGACCAGAAGAAGAGAGACAAAGUGUUAAAACAAGGGUUUACCAAAGAGAAGAUUCCGGAUAAUCUGGAUGCCAUUGUAAUAGGAAGUGGCAUUGGAGGAAUGACAGCCGCAGCCACGAUGGCCAAAGUAGGGAAGAGAGUCCUUGUGUUAGAGCAACACGAUGUUGCAGGAGGGUGCUGCCACACUUUCACCAAGCAAGGCUUUGAGUUUGAUGCUGGGCUUCACUACAUUGGACAGCUGCAUGAGAACAGUCUGUUUAAGGUCGCCAUGGACCAGAUCACUGAGGGUCAGCUGGAGUUUGUAGAGAUAGAUAAGCAUUUUGACAAUCUUAUGAUUGGCGCUGGAGAGGAACGAAGAGACUACAGCAUCUACACAGGCAAGACUGAGAUGGAACAGCACCUGAAGAAGCAGUUUCCUGAGGAUGUCAAAGCCGUUGAGGAGUUUUUUAAGAUCAUGAAGAUUGCAGCCAGGAGAACUCCAUUGCUGGCAAUCCUAAAGCUGAUUCCAAAGUGGUUGGCCCUGUUCCUAAUCAAGUCCGGCAUUAUCUACCUCUGCUCAUCUAUCUUUCGUCUCUCGAGCACAAGUGCCACAGAAAUCAACUACAGACUGACAAGCAACAAGGAUUUGCACUUGAUCUUCUGCUAUAUAUUCUAUGGCGUUCCUCCAAAAGAUUCUAGCUGUGUGAUCAAUGCUCUGCUCCUCCACCAUUAUAAGCGUGGUGCAUACUACCCCAAAGGGGGAGCCAGUGAGAUCCCAUUCCACAUCACUAAGGUCAUACAGAAAUAUGGGGGAAACGUGCUGGUGCGUGCCCCGGUCAAUCGUAUUUUGGUUGAUGAGAAGGGAGCUACAUAUGGGGUUACAGUCAGGAAAGGUGGUGAGGAUGUGGAGGUGCGGGCUCCUGUUGUUAUCUCAAACUGUGGAAUCUAUACCACCUUUCAGAAGCUCUUACCUCCAGAGAUACAAGCCAAGCCAGAGAUUCAGAAUCGCGUGACGAUAAAGCCUGGGAAGGCAGCAUUCCUUCUGUUCUCGGGGUUUGAUGCAACCUCAGAAGAACUAGGCAUCACAUCCACCAAUCUGUGGCUUUUCAAAUCCAAUGAUAUGGAUGCCAUGAUGGAGGAGUUCUACAGUAUGGAAAAAGAUGAGGCACCAGAAAACAUACCAAUGAUGGAAAUCACUUUUCCCUCUGCCAAAGACCCCACAUCACAGAUCAGACACCCAGGCAAGACAUCUAUGACCAUCCUGACCAUGGUGAGCUAUGAAUGGUUUGAAGAGUGGAAAGACACAACAGUGAGGAAAAGAGGGGAUGAUUAUUUUACCUAUAAAAUGAGAUUUGCCAACUACCUCUUUGACUGGGCCUGUAAACACCUCCCAAAACUUAGAGAAAAGCUUGUGUAUCAAGAGGCAGCCAGUCCUCUGACAAGUAUGCACUAUCUUGGCUCUACACGGGGGGCCAUAUACUCAGCUGAUCACAAUUUGGAACGCUUCUGUGCAGAGACUCUUGCUAAAAAUCGGUGUGAUACCCCUGUAAAAAACCUUUACAUUUCAGGUCAGGAUGUGUUUAGCUGUGGUAUUAUAGGUGCAAUGCACGGUGGACUGCUUAGUGCCUCUACGGUGCUAAAUCAAAUAAUCUACAUUGACCUCUUUCUGCUCAAGAAAAAACUGAAGAGGGAGAAGGCAAACGAAAUGGCCAGACUGUGCAAACUAAAGGUGCAGUAAUGAAACCGUGCUGCUUCUGCAGGUUGGAGGAAGAACUACUUAUUGGAUUUUUACAUUUUGCCAUUUUAUGCACUGAAUCAAAAAGAUCUCUUUUUUUAAAUAAAAACAG
Triplophysa rosa is the source of this 1948-nucleotide messenger RNA. Its product is annotated as inactive all-trans-retinol 13,14-reductase. NCBI's taxonomy places the organism in Eukaryota, Metazoa, Chordata, Actinopteri, Cypriniformes, Nemacheilidae. The transcript is spliced from 11 exons. Bases 1 to 1839 code for a protein of 612 amino acids. The record is from RefSeq and is a predicted model, not a curated record. Gene Ontology annotation, molecular function: oxidoreductase activity.